This is a messenger RNA of Penicillium verrucosum, 2835 nucleotides long. Its product is annotated as 5'-methylthioadenosine/S-adenosylhomocysteine nucleosidase family protein. NCBI's taxonomy places the organism in Eukaryota, Fungi, Ascomycota, Eurotiomycetes, Eurotiales, Aspergillaceae. Gene Ontology annotation, molecular function: catalytic activity. The transcript has 2 exons. The record is from RefSeq and is a predicted model, not a curated record. Gene Ontology annotation, biological process: nucleoside metabolic process. The coding region runs from base 1 to 2835 and encodes 944 amino acids.
AUGGAGGUUGAAAACCAAAUAAAAAAAGCUGCGCAGCAGUGCGUCGAAGGCUUCACUCAGUGCCUUGAAAUCCCCGCACUCAAGGAAAAUGAGUGGGCUGAGAAUCGCCUCGCUGAUAUGAACUUGUGGAUUUCGGGUACCGGAGCCUGUGCCCGAGGACGAGCUUCAUUGGACUCAAGACUGGCCUCACGGCCUGAAGCUUGCGAUGUGAUUGCCAAUUUAUUGUGCCUGCUUAAUACCGUGAUUGACGAGUGUCGGACGCAGAGUCAACUACAAGAAUCUUCUCCCACUCACCAUGUCGAGGAAUAUUCUGCUCAUUUUGAGCAGGAAGUUCAAGGCCGCGCAUUUUCUCCUUGGUCCGAUGAUUCUAGCUCCGAUGACCAGUCAGAAAACAUAUGUGAUAUGGAAAUAACACAUGCAAAUCCAUUGCAGGAAUCAAUGUAUAACAUCGAAUCGAUGCAAGAUCAACUUUCCCGGAUUGCAGUAGCCAUUCGUCGCUCUGGGAUGCGUUCACGGUUGCAAAAGGCCGACCAGCGAUUUGAGGCAACGGAACAUGAAGAACUGGAGGGCCACCUGGUCGGAAUGUUGCUCACUCAAUUGAAGUGUUGCCCCCAAGAACGAGACUCGUCCAAAUUGAACGAAGUUCAGUUGCGACUAGUACACUGUAAUCUGAAACGUCGGAAUCGCUUUCUGUAUUCACAACAACAUUCUAGGGGUCUGGAUGCUGGCCCUAUACGACGUGAAAAUCGCUCGGCUGCGCCGAAGAAAGUUGGACUGACACAAGAAGAGAUGGCCAAGGGAAAGACGGAUUCGAAACCCUUAAAUGAUGGAUCAAAAUACGCCAAUAGUACAAUCGUCACUAGAACCAGUGCGUCUAAAUUGUCCGAUAACUUCAAUCUACAGCAACCCGACCACGCUACAACCACCGCGUCUUCAAUAGUUUCAACCACAGUCAUCGAGCUAGAUUAUCCGCGCCCACCUCGAUUUAAAGAUGGUGCGCAUCUCUUUCGGUGUCCAUGCUGCUGCGAAGCACUCCCGGUAGAGAUGGCAAACAAAAACAGGUGGAGGAAACACAUCGCAGACGAUUUAAGUCCUUAUACCUGUAUUGUGGCCGGUUGCGAUCAACCACAUGUCCUUUUCAAUACAAAGGACGCUUGGCGACAGCAUGUUCUGAAGGAUCAUAGCAGCUUGACGUAUUGGGUUUGCUUUGCAUGUGGCGAUGGGUCACAAUUCAAUGACAAGAGUGCCUUUGUGCAGCACACAAAGUCUAGUCAUGCAGCGGACAUUCCCCCAGACCAGCUUCCAGUCCUCUGUGAUCUUUCCAAGAAGACCACGCCAACAGGACUCGAACGCUGCCCGUUGUGCAAUUGGCCAGAAGAAGAGGGAGUCAUAGUGGAGAAAGAUGCGCUACUCAAUCAUAUCGCUAAGGAGAUCCAUUCGUUCUCGCUCCGGGCAUUGCCAUGGGCGGAUGAUAACGGACAAGAGAGUGAUGAGAGGAUUCGCGACAGCUCUGAAAAGGUUUAUGAAUGGCUGAUCCAGAAUGAAAUUCCGGGGCAUUCUAGUCAAGAACGACCGUCGCGCGAAGAGAGGGUCUGGCAUUCUCAGCAUUUUCAACAAAACCCCUACUUUGCAAGCAGUUCAAAGGCGUCGUCUUCGGGUGAGCCUGAUUCUAAUGGAUCAAGAGGGAACGAAUUGGAGGAACUAAGAAAAGAGGGGGAGUCAAUCGUCCAUGAAAGUUCUGAGACCGCUGAUCUAGCAUCUCGAAUACGAAAUAUUGAAGGGGAUAUAAGACUAGCUCUACAUUCAACGAUGUCUGACCCGGAGAACUACACUAUAGGUUGGAUUUGCGCCAUCACCACUGAAUAUGUUGCUGCCCUAGAGUUCCUCGACGAAAGGUAUUCCGUCGACAUAGACGACUAUAUCUUGGGUCGAAUUGGGAACCAUAACGUGGCUAUAUCGGUUCCACCAAUGGGAGAAUACGGCUCGUUCUCGACAGCUCAGGCGGCUACAAAUAUGAUACAAAGCUUUCCCAAUAUUCGGAUCUGCAUGAUGGUUGGCAUCGGCAGCGGCGUGCCCAGCCAAAAGCACGAUAUCCGUCUCGGAGAUAUUGUUGUCGGCAUUGAGCUCAAUGACCAGAGUGCUGUCCUUCAGUAUGACUUUGGUAGUAGGAGACCAGGACAAAGCUUCGAGCCCAUUGGUUUUCUCGAUCCGCCACCUAUUCUCCGACGCGCAGUAUAUGAACUCCAGGCUCAGUAUGAGCACAAAGGACACAAACUCGAUGACGCGGUCAACAAAAUCAUUGAGAGGAGACCGCGACUACGGAAGAGGUGUCAGCGCCCAGAUCUGGCAAGUGAUCGGCUGUAUCGAAGUCACAUUUACCAUUUGAUGGAUAGUGAAUUACCUUGCGCUAUGUCAUGCGGCGAUGAUCCAUCUUUUCUGGUUUCGCGGUCUCCGCGCACGGAAUACGAUGACAAUCCAGCAAUUUAUUACGGCCAAAUCGCCUCAGCUAGUCAUGUUAUGAAGGACGCUUCCUUCCGAGACGAAGUGGCUGCGGAAAAGGAUAUUCUGUGUUUUGAAAUGGAAGCGGCUGGGAUGAUGAAUCACUUUCCCUGCCUUGUGAUCCGAGGCAUUUGUGACUAUGCAGACUCGCAUAAGAACAAGGACUGGCAGUGGUAUGCUGCAAUGGUUUCCGCGGCGUAUGCCAAAGACAUUUUGCGUCAAAUUGUCCCACAGCAGUUAAUUCAGGAGGCAAAGAUCAUCGAUAUAUUGAAAGACCUUGAAAGUUAUGCUCAAAUUAUUCACGAUAUUGACGAGAUUGGCAUAAAUGACAGCUAA